AUGGAAAGGAAAGGAGAAGUGGAGAUCUGCGCCCGGGCCUACGUCAAGAUGUGUCUCCACGCUGCCCGCUACCCCCACACAGCCGUGAACGGGCUGCUCUUGGCACAAAAGCGCCAGGCGACGGUGGCCGGGCAGCCGGACUGCCUCUGCAUUACGGACUGCAUCCCCCUCUUCCACAGCAACCUGUCUCUCACCGUGAUGCUGGAGGUGGCGCUGAACCAGAUAGAUCUCUGGAGCGCAGAGUCGGAUUUGCUCCUUGCUGGCUAUUACCAGGCCAACUCUGGGAUUGACGACAAGAGCCCUUCCCCUCUCGCGCAAAAGACCGCCGGACGGAUAGCAGAAUUGUAUGAUGAUGCGGUGCUAAUAAUGCUGGAUAACCUCAAGUUUACAGACAAUCCCCGGGUGCCUCCGAUAAUCAUGCUGGAACAGAAAGAUCGUCAGUGGGUCCCAAAAGACAAAAACCUGAUCAUGUGGCGUGACUGGGAAUCUUCUCGCCACAUCUGCAAGUCCCUCCUAGAAGCCAAAGCUUACACCCAAUUGGUCGACUUUGAUGUCCACCUGGAUGACAUCAGAGAGGACUGGACCAAUCAGCAGCUCAACACAGAAAUCGCCCAGCUGGUGUCAGUGGCCAAUGGCAGUGCCUGAGGGACUGUGAUUGGUCAGUAGUAGCC
Messenger RNA from Euleptes europaea (tarantolino), 671 nucleotides. It is a transcript of the gene EMC9, whose product is annotated as ER membrane protein complex subunit 9. The record is from RefSeq and is a predicted model, not a curated record. The transcript is spliced from 6 exons. Gene Ontology annotation, cellular component: EMC complex. Bases 1 to 645 code for a protein of 214 amino acids. NCBI's taxonomy places the organism in Eukaryota, Metazoa, Chordata, Lepidosauria, Squamata, Sphaerodactylidae.